AUGAAGCGUCCACGCAAACCAGCACCAGGGGAGUGCUGUGGAAGCGGUUGCACCCGCUGUGUGUGGGAUACCUACUACGAUGAGCUCGCCAGAUUUGAGGAGUUCAUAGCAGGUGGGGGUGACGAAGAGGAGGGCACGCAAUCCUCAGAAGAGGAAGAAAUUGUUAAUUAUAUCGGUACGGUUGUGGUGAAGUACAUUGAUCCACCAACUUCGUCAGUUUCAACCACAAGGUUUCCCGAUGAGUGGGAGAGAGCCGAGAUGAAAGCACGGGGGUUCUUUCCCAUUGACAGAAUCGAGCUAGUGAGCUGUAGCACACCUUCGUUUUCUCCAGCUGAUCCUGGCAUCAGCAUUAUCAACCUCUUUACAUCUGCAAAAGGCAAGGCAAUGCUACCGGGUGAUGUAGUGGAGGUGCUUGUGACUAACAGUCACGGUACACAGGAUGCCAAUGAUGUUGAAAGACUGUGCAAGGCGCUUCACCUGGAUCCAUGUGCAUGGUGUGAGCUACAUCGCUCGCCGUUUGUGCCGGAAGACAACUUUCCCCCAUGGCUUCCUUUGCAAAAGCCACUGAUGCUUGGGCAGCUUCUUUCUGUCUAUGUCGAUAUAAGUAGUAGUAGCUACCUGUUGCAACAUAGCUUUUUUGCGAGUCUUUUGCGAGUUUACAACGACUCCAAGUCUUCCUCUGCAUCUUCGACUUCAACCACCCCGUCACCCGACCCAGAGAAGGUACGACUUCUUGAGGCUUGUGCGUUUUCUGAGAUAGGUCCCCAGCUUCUGCGCUCACUGUCAAGAAGCAACGCACCGCUUUGCUACCCUUCUCUUGUCGACGUACUUGAAGCCUUUUCCUUUGUCAAUAUUCCACUUGACCGUGUCCUUGAGAUCAGUGGACCGCUCCAGACACGCAAGUAUAGCCUGGCAAACUGGAUUCCUGCAACAUUUCCGCCAAGUCCACUUCAGCUGUGUAUGAGGGAGGUGUGCGCUCAACGCUCUGCAAAUGUGCCUGCUGCUACCACCGUCAGUGCAGACGCUCUGCAGGUUGCAGACAUGUUCAACAGGGUUGCUCAGGAAGCCUCCGGGGACGACAGCAACUUCUUUUUUGGACACACGUCUCAUCCACUCUGUUGUGCAGCGCGCUCUAUGACAAGGAAUCCAGCUGCCUCGAGUCCCAGAGGCGUGUAUAUCAGCUUUUCUCUGUUUGGAAACUCUCUGUUUGCUCAGCAGCUCCAGGCUGGAUGCACAGCUCUGUGCAACCCUGCUCACACCAAGAGCUUACACAGCGGACUUUUCCUUAUCGGGUGUGGUACAGGGAUUGCUCCUUUAAUUGCAGCUGUCACGCAGCUGAUGCUUCGUCGCGCCUCUUCAGUGGCUGGGAGUGCCCCCUUUUCGUGUUGGGUGUUCUACGGAGUGCGCUCAAAGGCGGAGCUGUUGUAUGAUGAAACCCUCAAAGAAGCAUUGCGAACAGGAGCGAUUGCCAAGUACGAGUAUGCUCUUUCGCGGGAGGACGACAGAGGGAAGCACGGCAUGUAUGUGACGGACCUUGUGAAGCGGAACCGUCUAAUGGUCACGGAUGCCCUGCAAAGCGCGGGCCAGGUAUUCGUCUGUGGUCCGGCAAAGGCUCUUCAAUCUGUCCGGGAGCUGGUCAAAUGCGACCUGCUCGCCGAGCCAGACGAUGAUGACAGUGUGCAGGAGCAACGGCUGUUGCUUCUGGAGGAUCAAGGGCGGUUGAACUUCAACAUAUGGAGCACUGGAAACAUAUUUGAGUGA
Molecule: messenger RNA, 1761 nt
Organism: Leishmania braziliensis MHOM/BR/75/M2904
Lineage: Eukaryota; Euglenozoa; Kinetoplastea; Trypanosomatida; Trypanosomatidae
Product: oxidoreductase-like protein
Exons: 1
Coding region: 1-1761 (586 amino acids)
Cellular component (GO): cytosol
Molecular function (GO): FMN binding; flavin adenine dinucleotide binding; NADPH-hemoprotein reductase activity
Source: RefSeq, a predicted model, not a curated record